AUGGAGCCAAACGAACACCGAGUAUCUCCUUUGGGACAUGCUGUUUCCUCAGACCAGUGUUUGGGUUUGGUUUAUACCCAGGUGUCUCUUAAGAAAACUGAUCACCGUGUUGAUAGGAUGCAGAGCGCCGACAUUAACACAGAUCCUGUUUUGGGCUGGAAAAAAAGAUUUUGUGGCGAAGAGGCAGCAGUUGCUUGUCGCAGUGGUACGCUGGCUGUCGGUGCUGCGGAGGGCAGAAAUAACAAUAAACCAAACUCAGUGCUUGAAGUUCAGUCUUGGACUGAGAGACAGAAACUUUAUGGAUUAGCACUGUACGUAUAUGAAUAUCUGCUCCAUGUAGGAGCACAGAAAUCAGCCCAGACGUUUUUAUCAGAGAUAAGAUGGGAAAAAAACAUCACACUGGGGGAACCCCCAGGAUUCUUGCAUUCCUGGUGGUGUGUAUUUUGGGAUCUCUACUGCGCAGCUCCAGAAAGACGAGAAACAUGUGAACAUUCAAGUGAAGCAAAAGCCUUUCAUGACUAUAGUGCUGCAGCAGCUCCCAGCCCAGUGCUAGGAAACAUUCCCCCAGGAGAUGGCAUGCCAGUAGGUCCUGUACCACCGGGGUUUUUUCAGCCUUUCAUGUCCCCUCGGUACCCUGGAGGUCCAAGGCCACCUUUAAGAAUACCCAAUCAGGCACUCGGAGGUGUCCCAGGAAGUCAGCCAUUAUUGCCUAGCGGGAUGGACCCAACACGGCAGCAAGGGCAUCCAAACAUGGGUGGGCCAAUGCAAAGAAUGACUCCUCCAAGAGGAAUGGUUCCGUUAGGACCACAGAACUAUGGAGGUGCAAUGAGACCCCCACUGAAUGCUUUAGGUGGCCCGGGGAUGCCUGGAAUGAACAUGGGUCCUGGGGGUGGUAGACCUUGGCCAAACCCAACCAAUGCCAAUUCUAUACCUUAUUCUUCAGCGUCUCCUGGGAACUAUGUAGGUCCUCCGGGAGGUGGAGGGCCACCAGGAACACCUAUCAUGCCUAGUCCUGCAGAUUCAACCAACUCUGGAGACAACAUGUACACUUUAAUGAAUGCAGUACCACCUGGACCCAACAGACCUAAUUUUCCAAUGGGGCCAGGGUCAGAUGGACCUAUGAGUGGACUGGGUGGAAUGGAUUCACAUCAUAUGAAUGGAUCAUUAGGCUCAGGAGACAUGGACAGUAUUUCCAAAAACUCUCCCAGUAAUAUGAGCAUGAGUAAUCAGCCUGGCACUCCCAGGGAUGACGGUGAGAUGGGUGGAAACUUCCUAAACCCUUUUCAGAGUGAGAGCUACUCCCCUAGCAUGACAAUGAGUGUGUGAUCUGUUAACAAGUCUCGCCACGAAGACCACAGUGAGUUGGCCCUCUUCAGAGAGCUACUGCAGAAGAAAAUUAUUCGUCCCAGUGUACAGUUUAACAAAAGGAUCUCAGACACAAUCAGACCCACCAUUAUUUUUUUUCCUACCAUCUCCCCCGUUUUGUCAAGACAGUGGGUCCCAAACAUGAUUGAGACAACUGUAAAGAGUGGCGUAACAGAACUGCCCAAGAUGGAACUGCAAACAAUUAUCUAUGUAUGUACAUGUGUGGGUUAAUGUAUAUGUAUGUGUGUGUGAUAUAGAAAUACACACAUACAUAUAUAGACCCACAGGACAUUGUAAAAAUACUAUCACAUGACAUCUUAAGUAGAAAUGAGAAGUAGGGACUUUUAUUCCUCCUUUUUUUUUUUCACGUUUACAUUUUAAUUAUUAAAAUUUGCUUUCCCUCUCCCCUCCUGAACUGUUUUAUGUUGCAUAUAUCACUGCUUUAUAAGUUAUUUUUUAAGGUGAACUCAAAUGAUAAAUUCUUCUGAUUUUGUAAAUGUCUGCCAUUAUGGAUAGGAAUAAAAUUGCUUGUAAGAGCUUUCAUUAACUUGUGUUUGCUACCAGUUACCCUGUGAAUCACAAAAUGUACUGUCUCAAGAAAUAGAAGAAAGCUCAUCUUAAUUUUUUGGAGAAAUUUAAUAAUUUUCACCUAGUUUGGUGAUUUUUUUUUUAUACUUUGCCUUUAAAAAAAGAAGCACUGAAGGUUAUUUCUCUUCUUUAAUUGAAGCCUAAUAUCUGCAAUAUCUAUUUUAAAUGGAAGCCUGAAUUUGAUACAAGCUUCUCAGUUUAUAUAGAGUACUAUAAGGUUACUGUAAGUGAGCUCCAAUUGCUAUAGAAUCUAGCAAUAAAGUAUCAGGGCUUCUUCUGCCCUUGGAAAUGAGUUUUCUAUUUAGCAUGAUCUUCCGUAGGGGUGGUAGUUAGUGGAAAUACGGUAGAGUCCUUAUCACCAAAUCCUUUUCUAGCAAUUUACUAUUCUGUUUCCCAUUUUCAGUAAUUCUCAGCCGAAUCAUAACAGUCUAUGGACCUAACUAUAAACAGUAUUUCCCAAGCCCAUUCAGAAAAAUCAGGUCACCCUGCUACUUGGGUGCAUAUUUUCCACCACAUCUACCAGAAUGAAUUCCCCCAAAACUUUCCAGUAAACAAUCUUCUUUUUUUCUUUUUUAGAGCCAAAAUGAUAGAGUAAACUUUUUAUGACUACUAGGCUUGUGAGGGUCUUACCUUUUGCCAUGAACAGAAGGGGAGCGAAGGUCUGGGCCAUUUUAUAAGGAAGUCAGCCUAUUAGACGUGAAAGCUGGGCAUAGAAUGGAGAAAGGGCACACAGUCUUAAAGGAAAUACUUCUGGAAGCAAUCCCAUGUCUCUUCAGGCAAAGCUCUAAAACCAAGAUUAUGGUACGUUUAGAUUCUAGUGACUUCCAGCUCCCCCAAGAAAACAAAAGUUUUCAAUUGUGUAGUGAUCAAGAGGUUGAUGAUCAGCGGUGCGGGCACAAAGUGGCUGAACAAAAAUUCAUGCCACAGACAAAAAGCAAAGUCCCCUCCUUGGACUUUGCAUAUAGAAGAGCCACUUAGCUGGGAGGAGCAGUUCUGAGAUGUAGUUAUGUCCAACAAGUCUUGCAAGGAGGGUUUUUUUAUGAGCUUGUGAUAAAGAAGUGUGUGUAAUGGGCUAAUUGUGAUGGUAGCUGCACGUAACAGGAUGUGUAAGGAAUACUACAAUCUCCUAGCUCGUUUUUAUUGACAUGUAUUAUAUAUACAGGCACAUAUAUGUGUACAUAUAUAAUAUAUGAAAAUAAAAAGGUGUAAUGCUUUUUACUCUCCUGUUAGGGCUAUUCAAAGAUGAAAAUCUUGGGAGGCUUAAAAUUAUGUUAAAAUAUCAAAAGAUUUUAGUAGCAUUAUUCUUUAGUAAUAAUAACUACUUUGAUUAGUUGUAAACGUAAACUAGAUAGUCAUUAUAUGGUUUUGUGGUCUUUAUUCCUAGUGAUUAUGAAGGUUACAUUCAUUUGCUUGUCUUUGGAAAACUCUUUGUUGUUGUCUGAAAAGAUGCUAGAAGCCCCCUGCUAUUGAUUUGAAUUACAAAACCACAGAAUCCGAUCUAAUUUCCAAAGACCCAUUGCUGUUGUCACUAACACCACUGGUUUCAGUGGCUGUGUCCCCAGUGCACCCCAGCUUCUCCCAUAAGCACUGCACAGUCCAGGCAUCUUUGCAGCCUGCAUUUGACACCUAUAUUAUCCUUGGUAGCCUUCUAAGAAGGACUUUAGGACUCUCUUCUGCCUAGUUUCAGUCAGACGAUGUCAUUGCUACUGGACUAAGGUAGAUGGCCAUGUCUGAACGAUGCAUCAAGUGCCAUGCACCAGGUAAGUGUGCCCUCGAGUGAGCUCUUGAACCGUUGAGUGCAUCUGGGCUCUGUUGCAUAUCUCCAGGGGAACCCCCCGCGCUGUCCCAUGCCAGGCUGGGGCUCCUGCUGGCCACCGUGUGUACACUGAGCACGCGGCAGCUGGCCGUGGUGGCAUCGCUCAGGGCUCUCCUACAAGACAAAGCACAUGCCGCCACUGCAGCUUCUUAAGCUGGCAAAGUUAAGCAGAAUCAGGGCUUAGUGCUAAUCAGAGACUUAAUUUUUUUUUCUUUCUGAAUUUGGCAUUAUCUACAGUAGUUUAGCUUACAGGCACCUGUUAACGAUGAAAGUCUGACCAUUAAAUUAAACGCAUGCAAAGAAACCCCUUAAAUGGAACACAUUGAAUAUCAUUCUCAAAAUGUGUUACCCUAACCUAUACACAAGAGCAUAACAUCCUUUCAAGCACAUAAUUUUUCUUCUGGAGUUCUUUCAAACUCCCUUCUGUACAGUUUUUCUUACUGCCAGCAUAUCUUUGUUUCCCCUCCCCAUUUCUUUUCCAAGACAUUUAUAUCACUAAACAUUGUUGCAUUGAUCCUCAGCAUUAAAUCUCAGUAAAUACAUUCCUGGCUCAAAAUUAUCAGGAUCAGGCCCUGCUUCUCGUAGCCUGUCAUUCUGUGUCCUGACAUUGCUAGUUACUAGGUAUGUCCAGUGCUUCUUCUCCCUACAUAACCCCACAGACUGGUGGAAUAAAAAAUGCCCAAAGCUUGCAAAAUUUUAGAUUUGGAAGAUCUGCUUGAAUACUCAUUGCAUAUCUUAUUGUUAGAAUUUUAAUCAGAUAUAAGGAAACCUAAUCAUCUUAUAUUCUGUAGGGAAUGCUUACAUCCCUGUGCUUACAUACGUGAGUAAAGUUACCUACACGUGCAUCAGUAAGGUCAGGUGAUGAUAACCAUGCAUAGCUUCUGCACCUAUUAGAAAAUGAUCCAUUAGAUCCAAAUGAAAACCAUUAGAAAACGAUCUCAACUUUAAAAUUAUAAGUAACCUUUUGGGGUUUUUUUAAAAUACACAUAGAGCUCUUUGCUUGUUCAUUUGUUUUCUUUCCUUUGCUUGUAAAUCCUUGUAGGAUUUUCAUCAUAUCUAGAGUAUUAAUGUGGAAAGAAAGAGUAUUUCCAAGCACUGACUUUUCACUCCCACUUAUGUUUCUAAUGUACUACAUACCAGUGUGUAAUAUAACUGCUGUUUAUAUCUGUCCUUAUGCAACAGCAUUAUUGAUAACAUCAGUACUUGUCCAGCUCCAGGAGGAAUUUUGCUUUAAGUGGUGCAGGGAUAGUUUUUCCACAUUGGGUUUUUAGAGUGAUUUCUCUUUUUAGUACAGAAAUAAAUAGAUCAUGAUUCUGUAAAUGGAUCUUUCAGGCAAGGUUAAAGUAAAGCUUUUUAAAAACAGAAGUGAUGAAAGAUUAGCAAAAAUAGGGAGUAAUGGAUCUCUCAUACUGUGAGAAACCUGGCAAAUAUUCUGGCCUUGUAGAAAUCAGCUGAAAUUGGGAUUCGCUUGUGAAUUUCACAGUGAAAGCAGUAUUUUACCGGCUGCAUAAACGUAUGAAAAGGAGUAUUCAUACCCAGAUUUUGUCUACAUGUCUAAGUCUUACAUAGGCGAGAACAGGGUUUAGGGCACGGAAGAAGCUGUGUGAAUCACAUGUAAAGCAUGUACCCUGACAUGUGUGUUAAAAAAUACCUGGAUAUUUGCAUGUAUGGGUGGCAUUAUUUUCCUAAUUGCCUGAGCAUAAGGAAGAGCUACAGUUGCACUCCGGAUUCCCCCCCACCUCCACUGUGGAGUGAGUCUGGUGCAUGUAAAAAACAUAGCAAUAACCUUGAGUUGAGCCUUGGAUGCACCUUAUGCAGCCCAGUGACGCAAACGUGCCUCAGCCUGGCUUGGAGACAUCUCGGAGUGACAGUCCCCAGAUCAGAGGCCACAUUUGCCAUUUUUUAUUUGGAAGCCUUCUGGGUGCAGAGCCCAGACCACCAACGGGUCACGUACUCAGCGACGGUGACGACUUUCAGACUUAGCAGCUGGCUCCCCUUAAUGUAGGACUAAAUGCCCCAUGGCCCAGGACAUCCAGCUGAUGCUUUCCCUUGCAAUGGGAAUAUGCAAUGAGAAGUACACAGGCUAAUUGUUUAUUUUAAAUAACUCAAAUUAGGAAGACGUGAGUAGACUCUUGCUUCUUUAUGGGUAGCAAAUCAUGUCAGAAGGAGAGCUUCUUGAACUGGAUAAAAAUCAUUUGAAUUUUCCCCUGUUCUGUGGCUAGCAAAUGAAAUACUGCAUGUAGUGAUUAUUUGGAAUCAGAUGGGUAAUUUAAUGAGGGACCAGCUGUCACAAUAUUCAGAGUUGAACAUUUUAUUCUUUUUUUCCCUUUACCAGUCAAAAUGAAUUUUCAGCUGAUACAUGUUGCAAUGAUUUCUAUUUCUCAGAUCAGUUAAUUAUUUUUAAGUGUUAUCUCCUGUGCCUAGUCAGCUCUUGAUUCUUUUUUGUUGUUGUGGUCGCUAUAUAUGGCCUGGAUUCUUCAAGAUUGGACACUAUAGAUUUGCAUUUGGAGAAUAUAAAAUAGAGCUUAAUGAUGUUAAAAAAAAAAAAAAGAGGUAAAUUUAUUUUUCUUUAAUUCAGUGUAAGUGAUGAUAUAACCAUGGCUCCUGUCCCAAAUAUGCUUGGGUUUGGUUGGGGGCUAAGGAUGAGAAUCCUGACAAAGCACAUCUUUCAAAUAAACCCCAAAAAACCUCUUUCAAUGGUGACAGCUCGUUUAUCUUCUAACUGAUCAUACCAAGGAUCUAAUUCAGGAUUUAAUGAUACGAAACAGCUAUAAAAAGUCAGUACACGCAGAGAUAAAUGAGUGAGCUAGAUUUAAAUUUUAGCACGUGCAGCUUUCUCUACUUUCCCGACAUUAGUGGCUCGGUGGUAUAAGCUGCUGCUUAUGCCAGUUGUCCUGCUCAAACUUUGAUGGAACCACUCACAUGAGGUCAUUUUUUUGGUAGGAUUUCACCCUGAUCUGGGUGAAAUGUAUAAUUUAUCUGAGGUGUGACAUUAUUUGGCCAAUACAUAAACUGAGUAAAUAGAGCAAAAUAUAGAGGGUCUGGUGAAAUUACCAAAAUGGUAUUUCAACCUGAAAAACAAGAAAAAAGUCCUUAUCUAAAAUAGCGCUUUGAGUGCAUGCAUGCAAAUUAUCUGCUAUUAUCUUGGAAACAAAUUACAGUAACAAAUUUAGAGAAAACAAAUGGGUUGUCUGCUCAGCACAUUAAAACUCUGAUCCUGCAAACGCAUCCACAUUUGUUUGAAAUAAAGCCUGCACAGAGGUAAUUUUGAACAGAUUUAAGAAUAAAGUAAUGUCCUUCAGGAAAGUGGGGCUGCUAAUAUGCUAAAACCAUGCUCAAGCCUGGACAGUCUAGAAGCUCAAAUUUUAAAGAUUUUACCAAUGCAGGAGCAUGUUUACGUAUCUAGUACUGAUAUGCAGAACAGAUUUGGCUUUCUUCUGUUUCUUACUUUAUUAGAGCAUUGUUCACUACUACAUGAGCUAUUUUUGUGAACUUGUCCUUCCAUCUUGUUUUCAGUUGUGCAGCCAUAGUUCCCUCAACAUAGCUAACAACAGCUUUGCAGUUUUAGUCCAAACUUCUGUUUGGUCACUGUCUUCAUUUAAGCUUAAGAUGUGUAAGAAAGCCUCUCAUGUAAUGGGAAAACUUGCCAUAAAAAUGUAUAAAAGUUUUCUUGGGUCCAUCUUUUCACAUUUAAUAAAAAUGCAAUUUUCAGUUAUAAUUUGAAAUGGUCACUUUCUAGCCACUAUUUAAUGUCAAUGUGGAAAAGAAAUUGAGAAAACAAAUUACCUUUUUUUUUAAAUUUAUGUAUUUGAAUUCAGCAUCAUAAAUACUUGCUGAAAGACAUGGUUUGGGGGAAAUCAGAUCAAAACAAGAUUUACUACCUAGUUGCUGUGAAUACUACAGCUGGACUUUAUGUUGAAAGCUCCUUCCACAUCCCCAACAGGGGAUUGCCUAACAUCUGAUACGCAUCAUUUUGUAAGAGCCUGAUUCACAAAUCGUCAUUUCAUUCGUCCUGUUCCGUGUUUUCACUGUGUCUCGUGGAUGAUUCAGGGUGCCCCUUAGCUGUGCAGGGUUCUGCGGUUGUCUCUCAGAAGAGGAACCGGGUGGUCAAGCAGGCUUGUUCACAGGGUCUGGUAAUUAAGGACUGGAUAAUAUAUCCACCAGGUGUGCGCUCAGAAACAAGGUAUUUGUACGCUACCUCGCUGUUCUCUUGAGAACUUGUACAAUUCUUCUUGCCGUUAGGUCUGCGGCUCCUGUAAGGUUUUACAAUGCCGAGACAAGAAGCUUAAUUUUGCUAGGAGAAAAUUCUCGGCAGUUGAGCACCAGUUUUCAUAGAGAAUCAGCACAAAACAUGGGGAUUUUUGAAAGGUGAUGCAUUUUCUCAAUAACCUGGGUGUACUAGGAAAUAGACCAUACGAUUUAGAAGUUUGGUCUGUUACAGAUAUAUAGAGUCCCUCAGAUGAGGAGGGAAUUAUAACAAUAACCCAUGACCAAAGCUAUGUUUGUCCCUAUAGAGUGAAUCAUCAGUAAUUGCUUUUGAUAUGAAAAUUUAUUGCUAUGGAACAACUGCUCCGAUCCUUGAGUAGCCAAGUUAUCAACUGCAUGAACUGGAUAUUUGUAGGCUUUAUUUCUGUUGUUUAAAUCUUCGUGUUUUCUUCUCUCGCGUUUGGAUUUUCCCAUGAAAUGUACUGUGCCAGAUCUUUGCACAAAAAUAGGAAGAGUUUGCCCAAUAAACGUACAGAAAGUUGUUCACAUCUGUAACUAGAGCCCUACUAUAGAGAGAUUACUUCGUUAGAGACAUUGAGCAUCACAACAGACGUGGAGUGGCAGUGCAGUAUCCCUGAGAGCUGACAUAGCUUGAAACAAAAUCUGAUUAUUUGCCAUGCAGAUUGAAGGAAAAUAAAAUCCAAAUAAAGGAUGUUUAAUUGAGGUAGAAAUUUACUAAAGCUGUAAUUUACUAGGGGAGUUUGAAGAGUGUGUUACUGAUAACAAGCUGCUUAGCAGCGAAACUGUUAGCUAGGACUCAGUAGCUGCUCUCUUUUGUAACGCAGAGGUGCACCCUGCAGAGUCGUAAUCCCCAGCAGAGAGGUUGGGUUUCUUGAUCGAGGCAGGUUGUGAGCCAGGGACUGCGAUAUCCACAGGCCAUGCUUUUUGUUACAGGUGGGCACAGUGCAGGUGCCCUUCCCGUGGGUGUCAAGAGUCCAUCUCUAACAGGAGCACAGAGCACGCCCGACAGUUUAGUGGAAAGAAAGAGCAGUGUUUGUUGAAUUGCAAUCUGAGAACUUGACAUUCAGAAAGUGGGUGUAGGCUGUUCCCAGGUCUAUUCUCAUUUUUCUGAUUAACUUCUUACUUUUGAUUUGAUUUACAUUAAUGGUUAAGGAAGAGAGUAAAAGUUCCUAAACUAGGGCUGAAAUACGUGGAAGAGUGGCAUGAGUCAAGUGGAAGCUGGAGCUUUCUGUUAGUUCAGAAUCAAGUAAAUUACUUUUUAUUCAGGACAAAAAGCAUCCACACAACAAACAUUUUUAGCCUUGUAGUGGCUAUUUGAGAGGUGUGAACCAAAAUGCUCUAUAUGCUCAGAGACCAACUCUGAGGGCUUUUUUUGUGGCAAGUAUCCCCUUGCAAAAAUGUUGCAGUGCAUCUAUUUUGUGCAUGUUUGCCUAAAAACACACAAAAAAAAAAUCAAUUUCUUUUAUAUGGACUGUUGUACAUGCAUCUGGCAAACACUCAUUUCUGGCGGGGAGAGGAGGAAGAUUUGGUAGCUGGUGGGUUAGCAUAUUUAUGUGAAUUACUUAAAGCAUUGGUAAACUAUUGUCAACUUUGUUCACAUUGCACAAGAUACUCGUGUAGUCUACUGCUGGCAUUAUAACCUCAGUGAUCCAUGCAUAUUCUGUAAAUUCCUGUAGGUUUUGUGUAAGAAACCUUGUCACCAUUGCUUGCUUACUGUAAAUUCUUGUUCUGAAGCAAGAGGUGGCUUUUGAUUGUACAGCCAUGUGUAUUAUAUACUACAACAGUACUUGUUCUGUCCUCAAAACUUGCUGUUCACAUAUAGUUAAAGCUUUGUUAAGCACGCUUAGUGGUUUCAGAAUUUAUUUCAAACAGCAGAUAUAUAAGCCAUUUACAGGAAUAUUAAAUGUGACCUAAGAGAAUUCAACCCAGUUCAUACCCUUUUUUUGAGAGCUGGGGUUUGGAUUUCAGCAGACCACAGGCAGGUUAGCACAUUUCGUGGCUCCGUGCCGGGUGCGCCGUGCACGGUGCCUGCCAGCCUGGGAGAGCAGGGAGCUGCGCAGGAGGGAAAGCCUCUCCUCUCCCCCUCCCCAGGCAAAGGUGGGCUACAGGCCCUCACCAGGCUGUCGCCAGCCUAUAGGCUUCCUUGCACUAAGUGAGGAAAGAGGCAUUAGCUUUUCCUCUGCUGACUUUGGGGUUUUUUUCCCAAAAACUUCUGCAUCAGUGCCAGGACAGAAACCCAUCUCUAAGGGCAUGCAGAGGGAAAAGCACUGCCUCCGUAUUGUGUCUUCAUCCCCAGCUAUGACAGGCUUUGCGUGAGGCAGUGCUUUAAUGGGAAUUUAGUUAUUUGUCUGUUUAUCAAGACAGAAAAAUAACCUGAAUUCUUGAACUCUGGAUUCUUUUUUUAUUAGUAUACACAACAAAGACCUGAAAAAUGUGUAUGUCUUUGCUGGUUUCUAACAUCAGAAACUUAAGUCCUGUCUAGACUGAAAAGCAAUGAUGGGAAAAGUGAAAAA
Messenger RNA from Egretta garzetta (little egret), 10509 nucleotides. It is a transcript of the gene SSBP2, whose product is annotated as single stranded DNA binding protein 2. Gene Ontology annotation, molecular function: single-stranded DNA binding; protein binding. Gene Ontology annotation, biological process: positive regulation of transcription by RNA polymerase II. The transcript has 19 exons. The coding region runs from base 1 to 1326 and encodes 441 amino acids. Lineage: Eukaryota; Metazoa; Chordata; Aves; Pelecaniformes; Ardeidae. Gene Ontology annotation, cellular component: nucleus. The record is from RefSeq and is a predicted model, not a curated record.